UGGUGGGAGCCAUUCCCCGCGGCGCCACCACACAGGACCCACCACCACACAUCACCUCGCGUCCACCAUGCGGGAAAUAGUCCACAUACAGGUCGGCCAGUGCGGGAAUCAGAUCGGAUCAAAGUUCUGGGAGGUGAUAAGCGACGAGCAUGGAAUAGCGCCAGACGGAUCGUAUCAAGGAUCUCAUGAACUUCAGUUGGAGAGGAUCAAUGUAUACUACGGAGAGGCACAGGCCGGAAAAUACGUGCCGCGGGCCGUGUUGGUGGACCUGGAGCCCGGCACAAUGGACUCCAUCAGGUCCUCCACCUACGGACAGUUCUUCAAGCCCUACAACUUCUGCUACGGCCAGAGUGGGGCGGGGAACAACUGGGCGAAGGGGCAUUACACAGAGGGCGCCGAGCUGGUGGACACCGUGAUUGAUGUGGUGCGGAAGGAGGCGGAGGAGACGGACUGCCUUCAGGGGUUCCAGCUGAAGCACUCACUGGGGGGCGGCACCGGCUCGGGCAUGGGCACGCUUCUCAUCUCCAAGAUUCGUGAGGAGUACCCAGACAGAAUCAUGAACACCUUUUCCGUCAUGCCCAGCCCAAAGGUAUCAGACACAGUGGUGGAGCCGUACAACGCAACGCUUUCCGUGCACCAGCUGGUCGAGAACACGGACGAGACUUACUGCAUCGACAACGAGGCUCUCUACGACAUCUGCUUCAGGACCUUGAAACUCGCCACCCCGACCUACGGCGACCUCAACCACCUGGUGUCCCUCACGGUCUCCGGCAUCACUACCUGUCUGAGGUUUCCCGGCCAGCUGAAUGCCGACCUAAGGAAGCUGGCGGUGAACAUGGUACCCUUCCCCAGGCUUCAUUUCUUCAUGCCUGGCUUUGCGCCGCUCACAGCCCGCGGCAACCAGCAGUUCCUGAAUCUCACCGUGCCGGAGCUGGCCACGCAGAUGUUCGACGCUCGUAACAUGAUGGCCGCGUGUAACCCCAACAACGGCCGCUACCUCACCAUCGCCGCCGUGUUCCGUGGCCGCAUGUCCAUGAAGGAGGUGGACGAGCAGAUGCUGAAGAUGCAGAACAAGAACUCGUCCGCCUUCGUCGAGUGGAUCCCCAACAACGUGAAGACCGCCGUGUGUGACAUUCCCCCGCGCGGCCUCAAGAUGUCGGGGACUUUCAUUGGGAACUCUACGGCUGUUCAGGAGCUCUUCAAGCGCAUUUCGGAACAGUUCACGGCCAUGUUCAAGCGCAAGGCCUUCCUCCACUGGUACACGGGCGAGGGCAUGGACGAGAUGGAGUUCACGGAGGCGGAGAGCAACAUGAACGACCUGGUGAGCGAGUAUCAGCAGUACCAGGAGGCCGGGGUAGACAACGAUGAGGACGAAGAUGAGAACCAGGAUAACUACUACGACGAGGAGGGCAGCGCGGAGUACGAUAACUAUUAAUGAUGUAAGAGAAUAAUAUGGCAGCCACGAAGAGUUUUUUACGUUGAUGGAAAAUAAAAUUAAAAGCACGAUGAGAGAGAGAGAGAGAGAGAGAGAGAGAGAGAGAGAGAGAGAGAGAGAGAGAGAGAGAGAGACCCCAUUUAGCCCAAAGAUCACCUGAGAACAAUCAUCACCUUAUUUUCCUCACCUGAAUCACUCUGCUCACCCGCGUUUGUUACCUUGGCAUCUUGAAAGAGUUAUAUUCGAGAGAAAAAUAAAUUACUUUCCAUG
Eriocheir sinensis (Chinese mitten crab) is the source of this 1705-nucleotide messenger RNA. RefSeq names its product tubulin beta chain-like. Lineage: Eukaryota; Metazoa; Arthropoda; Malacostraca; Decapoda; Varunidae. Bases 68 to 1435 code for a protein of 455 amino acids. Gene Ontology annotation, molecular function: structural constituent of cytoskeleton; GTP binding; GTPase activity. The transcript is spliced from 7 exons. Gene Ontology annotation, cellular component: cytoplasm; microtubule. The record is from RefSeq and is a predicted model, not a curated record. Gene Ontology annotation, biological process: microtubule cytoskeleton organization; mitotic cell cycle.